CCGCGAUAACCGGACGCUUUGGGCGCGAAAAUCAUUAGAAAUGAUGACUGUGAGUUUGAGUGAUGACGAUUGAGAACAAAAAUGGAAAAGAAGCAUGUCUCCCCGUCAAAGGUAAAUAUUUUCACAUUUAGUUCUUCUCUAGAAGAUUCUGGGCUAUCUAUUCCUGGUCUACAGCUAUCAAAUGCGAGCAUCGCACUAAAAUCCAUCGUAAAGACCAGUCCCUCGAUGAGCCGAAUGGAGAAACGCCAGAGAGAAGAGGACAGUGACGGAAAAUCUCCAUUAAAGAUGAGGAAAACAAUUCCCGAUCUCCCUUCCAGUGAAUACAACGCUAUUAAUGACCUCAUCUUCGACUCUGACGAGGAUUCCGAUGGGUGGAAGUCUUCAGGGGCGAAGGGGGGGAACAAAGAGAAUUCUCCAAAGAAAAAUAAAGCCCCUGUGAUAUCAAAAAGACUCUGUUCGUCUGACAAAGCUGGAAACAACGAGAAAAUAGUUCAAGACGACGAAAAAGGUCUUGAGAGACAGGACUCCCCCUGGAUCGAUGACAUUUUCGAUGAAUUUUCGGACUCUGAGGAGGAGGGCACCUCCAAGAAGAUGACGAAGAAGUCGCCAGUGAGUCAGAGACUGCAGUCUGCAGACUCUGGACUCCAGUCCUUGGGACCCACCCAGACAUCGAACUGUCACGACAAGGAGGAGGGGAGUGAGAAGCUCGUGGACUCUGGGGUGAAGUCAGAUCAUCAAGACGACAUUGAUGAGCUCUUCGAUGAUGACUGGGACUUGCAGAACAAGUUCUGUCUGGAUCUCUCGGACUUUACGAGGUGCACGAUCAUAGCAAUUGACAGGAGGAGAAUGUCCCUUCAUAUCACUGUUGCUGAUCCAACACCAGAUUCCAGUGCCACUGCAUUGGUUAUUUGCUCAGGCACCUGGAUGGACCUGCUGAUAGCUGUUGGUGAGUCAAUAAUAAUAAAAGCGAGGAAGUCCUUCGGUGAGUGGGUGGUGAAUAACGAGUGGGGCUACUGCAUUACCCAGCCCGACAUCCUGGUGUCAGGUACAACAGUGUCUGCCAGCCUCUUCUGCAACCGCAAAGCAGUUCUGGAGGCGCGUUUUCCAGGCCUCGAUAGUCUCCCCAACCUGGAGCCCUCCGAUGCAGUGAUGACCUGUGGAAAAAUCGUCCACGAGAUCCUGCAGACAGCUCUGAGGAACAAGCUCCACACACUCGAGGAGAUAAAGGCCCUCUCCCAGAGGCUCCUCAAGUGCCCCUCCACCAUCCGCAUGCUCUAUGCCUCAGACAUCACCACGGAGGCGUACAAUAUCAUGAUGAAGGAGUACAUUCCAAAGAUCAACGAGUUUAUUGAGCGUUACAUUAAGGGAAAACAGCCGAAGGUUCCGGAUAAAGAUUUUACUGGACAAAUCGUGGAGAUCCGAGACAUCGAGGAGAAUGUCUGGCUGCCAACGUUGGGUCUCAAGGGAAAAAUCGAUGUGACAGUCGAGGUGAAGCUUCAUAACAGACGAAGAAUCAUGCCCCUCGAGGUUAAAACAGGGAGAACUGUCUUCUCCGCUCAGCACAAGGGACAGCUGUACCUGUACACGAUGAUGCUGAAGACACUGGGGUACGAUGUGGACUCUGGUCUUCUUCUGUACAUAAAGGACAAUCAGAUGCAGGAGAUCAAGAGCUCGAUACACGAUCAGAGGGGGUUGAUAUCCAUGAGGAAUCUGUUGGCUCACUACCUCGCCAAACCAGCAGCCAGAAUUGCCAACACUGGGGCCUCUGAGGGAGAGCUGUCGGUUGAGUUGAUGGAGCUCCCUGAACCUAUUCAUCAUAAUUUCUGCAGGGAGACCUGUCCUUAUAGAAAUAUAUGCUCUGUCUUUGCUGAGGAGGAUAAGAAUCUAUCCCUGAGUGAUCGUCAUCCCAUCUCGGUUGUUCGUAAGAGUCUCACAGAGGAGCUGACGAAGGAGCACAUCAACUAUGUGACAAAGUGGCUCGCUUUCCUGGAGAUGGAUGAGGCGCAGAAUAUGAAGGAGGGCCGUAACGAUAACAUUUGGAACCUGGCGCCCAUAGCUAGGGAGAAGAGGAAGACUGGGCUUGUGUGCAUGGAGGUUUCCAAGGUCGUAGCCGUGGACAAUGUGUUUUAUCACGAGUUCGUCAGGGAAAAGGGGAACGAGGAGGACUUUCCGGUGAAGGACUUUAGACAGGUGUUUCAUGGCGACGAAUAUGUGACGAUAAGUAGCGAAAAACGUUACCACCUCGCCUCAGGCUUCCUCAACGCCGUCACCAAGACCUCCCUAGGGCUCCGUCUGGAGCGCGACCUAUCAAAACACGAGGAGAAGAUAUACUCAAUAGAUAUCCUCUCUCUACGCAACCAACUAUACAGAAUUUUCGGUACCCUAGGAACCCUCUUGAGUUCGAACGAUAUAACGCGUCGAAUGCGACGGCUAAUAAUCGACAAGGAGCCAGCACGUUUCACCGAGCCCCUCCCGAGUGACUUCAACACCCCAGGAGCGCGUAGAAUCCUCGACAGACUGAAUAAGUACCAGCAAGAAGCCCUGACAGCAGUUUUGACAGCCAACGAUUACGUCCUGAUCAAGGGAAUGCCUGGAACAGGUAAAACGGAGACCCUGGUGGCUCUCAUCGAGCUCCUCUCCUACUUGGGAAAAUCGGUAAUCAUCACAGCCCACACCCACAACGCGGUGGACAAUAUUCUCUUGAAGUUGGACCAGAGGAAGGUGGACUUCAUGAGACUGGGAAGUGACAGCAGACUCCAUCCAGAGCUCAUCCACAAGUCCGAGUCGGUAUUGACGAAGGACUGUGAUAGCCCUGAGAAGCUGGGGCUCGUCUACGACAAGCAGAAGAUCAUUGGCAUCACUUGUCAUGGGGCUGGGCACUUUCUUCUGGCAAGAAGAAUGUUCGAUUACUGCGUUGUUGAUGAGUGUACCCAGGUGCUGCAGCCGGUGCUGCUGAAGCCCCUCUACAGUGCCUCGAAGUUUGUCUUCGUGGGGGAUCCUCAGCAGCUGCCAGCAGUGAUCAGGAGCAUUGAAGCGAGGAGGCUGGGGAUGGAUGAGGAUAUAUUCAAUCGUCUGGACAGCCCCAACAAUACCAGGAGCCUGAAACUCCAGUACAGGAUGAACCAGACGAUAAUGAAUCUUGCGAAUGAGUUCAUGUACAAGGGGGAGCUCUGCAUUGGAAAUGAGACUGUUGCCAAUGCCACCCUGAAGUUCAAAUGCCCUGAGAAGGUGGCAAUGUGUGAGAAGUGGGUGCAGAGGGCUCUUGAUAAUUCCUUGGAGAAGGCUGUCACAGUGCUGAAUACAGGGGAAAUCGCAAAUUUUAUCGCUCAUACCAGACUCCAGAGGAGUUCAUUCCUCAAGACGAAGGAACAGAGUGAGGGUGCUACCAAGGGCACUGUCAAUUGGUACGAAAUUGUUGUCAUUCAAAGGCUCGUUACUGCUCUGAUUAAUGGAGGUGUCAGCCCUGAGGAGAUCGGUGUCAUCGCUCCUUUCAGGGCGCAGAUCAAUCUCCUCAGGACUGUCAUCAAGGAGGACGUGGAAAUCAAUACUGUGGAUCAGUAUCAGGGAAGGGACAAGAGUGUGAUCAUUUUCUCAUGCACCAAGAGCAACCGGAGGAUUGCCGAUCUUAAAUCAUCGGUGGAGUACAGAGUCCUGGAGGAUCCCAAGAGGCUCAAUGUCGCUGUCACUCGGGCCAAGCACAAGAUAAUCAUCGUAGGAGAUGUUCCUCUGCUGUUGGAGUAUGGGCUGUCCACUAAGGAACUCUUCACCAUACUCAGGAAGGAUGUCUGGGAUCUGGAGGAUAACGUCGACGAGUUCUCGUGGGACCGACUUUUCAAGGACUUGGUAGUGUCUAGGGGGGACGAGGGGAGCCAAUCAGGGGCGUCAACGUCGGGGGAAGAUUAAUUUAAUUUUUUUUGAGAUUGAAGGAGUUUAUGUUAUCAUUGAUUGUUUUGUUGAUCACUAAUCAAUAGGACGUUGCCAUGCGGUCCAUUGAUUUUUUUGCAGCAGUUUUGUUCGUGCACUCGUUUCAUCAGAUCUUUUAGGAAGUACAAUACAAUAUUUAUAAAUCCAUUGUAAAAAUAUUUUCAUAUAUUUGGUAAUUGUUCAGGAUAUUUUUCCUUGACUAUUGUUUCUUGUCACUGCAGAUCUCAAAUUUUGUGUACUUCACUUCCAAAAAUGACAGUAUUCUGUUGAUCGAAAUAAAUAAAGUCAUUGUAGAAAUAGCCUCAGUUAUUUUAUUCUAUGAAAAAUAAAGGAUAGAAGCUACAGGGGUCGAAUUAAUUCUCACUGAACGAAUGAAGAAAGCUAGAAUUUCCUCUUUGGCAUUUUUUGUUAUAACAUGGAAGAAUAAAAUUUUUUUUCAUCAAUGAAGAAAGAAAUAUCUACGUAAUUAUUUUAUAAAACUGUUAUUAAUAUUAAUACAUUUUCCUAUAAUAAUAUCAGAGCCAAUUGAAAAUGCUUCUUUCACAGAUUCAUUUUAAUCAACGACAAAUACGAAUGAUUAUAGAAAUAUUCUACUGCAUAGACGUUAUUCGAAUCGUAGUAUUUAUACAGUUUUGUUUAUCAUACAUCAAUCAUAAUCUUUAGUUAUUUUUUAAAAUGAUUUUUCCUUGCAUUAUAAAUAAUUUUAAGUUCUUUUAUCGACGAUAAACCAAAUACUGUACACGUGGGGGGAAAAAGGAUAUAUCUCUGCCUGUUUUUUUUUAUUUCAAUGAGCCAAUUACUUCUUCUGGAUUUCACGAUUCUUCUGAAUCAGUAUUCUGACUGUAGGCAUCCGCGGUGAGUAAACGGCUAAUUAAAAUGGUUAGUCCAAUGCGGAUGGCUCUCGUCUUUUCUCAGCAUGUUUUUUUGUAAAUUCCUCGGCAUUUUUCAAGUAUUUCUUUCUGUCUUUGAGGAAUUCCUCAGCCAAGUCUGCUCGAAGGGGAUGCUCAGGCUCGGGAUCAUUGAC
Messenger RNA from Diachasmimorpha longicaudata, 4948 nucleotides. It is a transcript of the gene Dna2, whose product is annotated as DNA replication helicase/nuclease 2. Lineage: Eukaryota; Metazoa; Arthropoda; Insecta; Hymenoptera; Braconidae. The transcript is spliced from 2 exons. Bases 82 to 3903 code for a protein of 1273 amino acids. Gene Ontology annotation, biological process: replication fork reversal. Gene Ontology annotation, molecular function: 5'-flap endonuclease activity; single-stranded DNA helicase activity. The record is from RefSeq and is a predicted model, not a curated record. Gene Ontology annotation, cellular component: cytoplasm.